This is a messenger RNA of Bipolaris sorokiniana ND90Pr, 1050 nucleotides long. RefSeq lists its product as uncharacterized. The record is from RefSeq and is a predicted model, not a curated record. The transcript has a single exon. Bases 200 to 820 code for a protein of 206 amino acids. NCBI's taxonomy places the organism in Eukaryota, Fungi, Ascomycota, Dothideomycetes, Pleosporales, Pleosporaceae.
GACAUGAUGCUCACCUGCAGGCACAGACGAUCACCCUUCCAAACGGCCCGUCUGCAUCAGACACGAGACUGAUGAACCACUCGGUCAAGGAUCUGGUGUGCCCAGAUCCUUUUGGUCUGCUUACCCCAACUUUUACCAUUUAUAGCUGAGGGUAAAGUCUCCCAGAUAUCACCUUCUACUAGCCAACUCGCCAGGCACCAUGGCAGACACGCUCGCCGAGUCUGCGAUUGUUCAAGAUACUACUUUACCAGAGAUCCCAGCUAUUGUCGAACCCGAUGUAGAUGCGGACGAGCGUGGGCGCCUGAAGCGACGUAGGCAAUCAUCUCAGCACUCCCCUCGCCGAGCCUCCUCCCCCUCUCGCGGCCACGAUCGCAACAGCGGCUCGCGUUACCGAACCCACUACCGCAAGCAUCACCGUCCAUCUUCCCCCACAUUAUCCAUCUCCCCACCCACUUCGGUAGAGAAGAAGCUCAGACGGCGUAGUGAUGCCGAACCCGACCAUACAUUCAGGGGUCGAGCACGCAACAGAAGCAUCGACCGAAGAAGAACCCGAAGUCCGCUUUUCGAGGAUGAAGAUGCGUGUGUAGAGAGCGAUGAAGAUGUCAAGAGGUUCAGGAAGAGAAGUGCACCGCCUAGCCGGCGCCGAAUGGAUGAAGCAGAUUUGGCAGCGGAGAUUAGGCGACAGAGGAGUUAUCCUAACCUUUACAAAGUGGACAGGAGGGACUCCAAGGUUGAGGUUGAACGGCACAUGCAAGUGGGGACUGUGGGUUCUACAGAAGUUGCAGCAGCGCCCCACAUGAAUGAUGACCGGCGACACUAGUACAUACUUCUACAUAUGUCUGGCCUAGUCGCCCAGUAUUACGGUGUGCAGUAGCAGUCUAGGAUGGCGCUGGGGUUGUACGUUACAUUUCCUAUCCAUAAGAGAAGGGCGCAGCACGGGGUAGAAUUUGGUCAGCGUAUUUGGCAGAAGAUGUUUUUUUUUCAAUCAUUUCCUCUCUGGCAUACGUACAUAUCGCGAAGUUAUUACUAUGUUCUAUUCGAUUGCCAUGG